This is a messenger RNA of Erythranthe guttata (spotted monkey flower), 1412 nucleotides long. RefSeq lists its product as uncharacterized. Gene Ontology annotation, cellular component: nucleus. Gene Ontology annotation, molecular function: chromatin binding. Lineage: Eukaryota; Viridiplantae; Streptophyta; Magnoliopsida; Lamiales; Phrymaceae. The record is from RefSeq and is a predicted model, not a curated record. Gene Ontology annotation, biological process: mitotic G2 DNA damage checkpoint signaling.
AAUGCUACCAUAAACAAAAAAUUAUAAAUCUUAUAUAAAAAUAAUAAGAAUUUAAGAAAUGUUAGGAGAAUCAUGUCACCCCCUAACACUAUGUUGACUCCACCACUGCAUGAAACUAAUAGUUCGUUAGAACCCUAACGAAAUAACUUAUCCAAUGUAUUAUUUCGUAGAGUUUCUAAGUUUCUAAUUAUGUUUUAGGGGCUGAUUGUAAUUAUCGAUACUAUAAGGACCUUAAAGUUAUUUUAGAAAACUUUAGGGGUGUAGAUGUAAUUUUUCCAAGAAUAAAAUUAGCGCGCUCUUGUAAAUUUAGUUUGAAAACCUUUUGUCCCCGCCACUCUCUCUCUCUCUCUCUCUCUCUCUCACACACACACACACACACACACACAAAAACACACAUCACCGAAAAGCAAAAAUGCCGACGACCUUCAUCGCUGUUCAAUGCUUCGAAUGCUCGACUAUGCAGGUGAAGCAGCAGAAGAAGAGCAGCAACAAGUGGAUCUGCGUGGUGUGCAAUCAGAAGCAAUCUGUGCGCAAGGUUUUCGCACAGGCAUCCAUGGCCAGAGACGUACGCAAAUUCGUCCAGACUUUCAACAUGUCUCGUCAAUUCUCCGAUCAAAAUCAAUUCAAUCUCUCCGAUGAACACGAUCGUACCUCCGACAAUUCUCCGAUCCACGAACAGACGAAGAAGAUGAAGAGAAACGAUUGGACUGAAUAUGUUGAUAACGACGAUCAAGAGGAAUAUCGGGGAAAGUUUCAUAUAGACGACGAAGAUCGCACACAAGACGAUGAGCCGAUCAUAGUGACUGAGAUGCCGAAGGCGCUGUUCAAGAAGCCGAAGGUGAAGGGCUAUUCUUCCAAUGGUGGCAAUAUCGAAAAGCUUUUCAAGCCAACGUUUCCGAACAGAAGUAAUUCCAAAAAGCACCAAAACGAACAUUGCCAAGAUAUUCAUUUGGCUGAGUUGGAGCAGACAUCAGAUUACGCGACGAGAGUUCGAAUCAUGGAACCUACACCUUCGAAUCAAUCAGAUUUAGCUCACAAAUGGAAUCGUUUCAAGGAACAGAUUCAAGAUAAGAACACCCGUUUAACCAACAUGGAUGAGCCAUUUGUACAAAAGCCAACGAAAGAGAUAAAUGGAUCAAUCUCGAAGUGGAACGCUUACAUAACGCCAGACGACGAUGAAAAUACAGCCACUGAGGAGCCAAAUGCACGUUUCCUUGCAGUCGAGGGACGAGUUUCUAAGUGGAGUAGCUUCAUAACUGAAGAAAAAGACGAUGACUUGGAGAAUAUCGGGAGUGGAAACUUGUACCAAAGGGUAGAAGAUGACAUCCACCCCGAUUUCCUAUGAUCUCCGACCCUCUGCUUUUUUCAGUUGUAUGAACAAAUACUUCAUUUAAGUGCUCAUUUUUUUGCGA